GUAACGGACUCCUCUAUCUACUUGCCUAGAGGAGGGGGCGUGUGAGGAGCUACCUUCCACAGAACAGCAAGAGACCCCGGCCAAGAGGCGCGGAAUCAAGAGAAAAUCCGAGUUGAGGCCGCGGCGUCGGUGCAGCAGGGGAGCGGCGGUGCCCGCGGCCGCCGAGCGAGCGCGCCGCUUCGCCAUCAGCCGCGCCGUCCCCCAGCCCCCCCAGAGCCUCCGAGGGAUGGCACCGGCGGGAGGGGGCGGGGCCGGCGCACAGCAGCCUUCUCCGCGGCGGCCGCCUGCGCUGCGGCCGGAAACAAUAGUGGAGGACCCUGAGCCGCGCGGAUCGGCUGCGGCGGCGCACGAAGCGGACGGGGCACUAUGAACGAAGAGGAGCAAUUUGUAAGCAUUGAUUUGAAUGAUGACAACAUCUGCAGUGUUUGUAAACUGGGAACAGACAAAGAAACACUCUCCUUCUGCCACGUUUGUUUUGAGCUAAAUAUUGAUGGAAUACCAAAAUCUAAUCUCUUGCACACCAAAUCAUUAAGGGGCCAUAAAGACUGCUUUGAAAAAUACCAUUUGAUUGCAAACCAGGAUUGUCCUCGAUCUAAGCUUUCAAAAAGUACUUACGAAGAAGUUAAAACCAUUUUGAGUAAGAAGAUAAACUGGAUUGUACAAUAUGCACAAAAUAAGGAUCUGGAUUCAGAUUCCGAAUGUUCUAAAAAUCCCCAGCAUCACCUGUUUAAUUUCAGGCAUAAGCCAGAUAAAAAGUUACUCCCACAGUUUGAGUCCCAAGUACCAAAGUAUUCUGCAAAGUGGAUAGAUGGAAAUGCAGGUGGCCUCUCAAACUGUACACAAAGAAUAUUGGAACAGAGGGAAAAUACGGACUUUGGGCUUGCUGUGUUACAAGAUUCAGGUGCCACUUUAUGCCACAAUAGUGAAUUGUGGCCUCAGAGUCACAACCAGGAACAGAAGAAAGAAGAGACAGUCUCUAAUCCAGAGGUUAAUGUCCAUACCCAGCAUCCACAUUACAGCAGAGAAGAAUUGAAUUCGAUGACUCUUGGUGAGGUAAAGCAACUGAAUGCAGAGCUCCGACAACAAAUACAGGAAGUUUUUGAAGAGUUAGCCCACCAAGUGCAAGAAAAAGAUUCUUUGGCCUCAGAGCUCCAUGUCCGCCACAUUGCCAUCGAACAGCUUCUCAAGAACUAUUCCAAGUUACCGUGUCUGCAAAUGGGACGAACAGGAAUGAAGUCACACGUACCCAUAAACAACUGAACUCUAAACUUACACAUCCUUCCUAUGGCCUGCCGGGCAUGCACACUUUGAAGAAGCUGAAGAAAGUUAUGGUCAAUUAUUUUAUGGUCAUUAAAUUUGCAAAACUUAAGGCAGUGUUUAUCAUCUUUGUCAAAUAAAGCAGAUCAUUACACUUUAGUCUUCUAGGGUUAAUCAUUUUGGUUCAUUUGGGAAAUCUUUUUUCCCAUAAUUACUAAACAGCCCUCCCUAACUUUUACCACAUGUGACUACUUAAAUAUACCGUUAGAGUGUGACUUUGUUAAACAUGGUUUAAUGUAAUUCACCUGUCAGAACAACAGAAGGUUAACAAAGUUCUUAGGUUAGUCUAAACUACUAAAGAUAACAUUUAAGAGGUAAAUGGAAUUCAUAAUAUCACCUCUUAUUUAUUG
Balaenoptera ricei (Rice's whale) is the source of this 1667-nucleotide messenger RNA. RefSeq names its product chromosome 4 C21orf91 homolog (gene C4H21orf91). Bases 367 to 1260 code for a protein of 297 amino acids. The transcript is spliced from 5 exons. NCBI's taxonomy places the organism in Eukaryota, Metazoa, Chordata, Mammalia, Artiodactyla, Balaenopteridae. The record is from RefSeq and is a predicted model, not a curated record.